Chrysemys picta bellii (western painted turtle) is the source of this 4592-nucleotide messenger RNA. RefSeq names its product BCL2 like 15 (gene BCL2L15). NCBI's taxonomy places the organism in Eukaryota, Metazoa, Chordata, Testudines, Emydidae. Gene Ontology annotation, cellular component: nucleus; cytosol. The record is from RefSeq and is a predicted model, not a curated record. Gene Ontology annotation, biological process: regulation of apoptotic process.
GAGACCAGCUGUCCCCUAUCAUGUGCCACUGUGAGAUGGGUAAUGAGGCACAGGUGGGUUGAACCAACUCCCUCUUAAGGCAUGUCUACAUUGCCCCUUCCCCCCAAAAAAACCAUGGCAGCAAGUCUCAGAGCCCCCAGCAACUGACAUGGGCUCAUGCUACAGGGCUAAAAAGAGCUGUGUAGAAGUGCCCACUCAGGCUGGAGACCCCACUUUUGGGUUUCAGAGCUUGGGCAUCAGCGCAACUGGGAAUGUCUACACAACUAGCUAUUUUUAGCUCCCAGCUGGCGUCCGCUGACCCAGGUUCUGAGACUUGCUGCCAUGGCUUUUUGUAUGCAGUGUAGAUGUACCCUCAGUGUCCACCCUGUGACUCUGAGUUAAGAGCCACACCAGGUUAGACCUCCCACACUUAGGGAAUGGCUUCUUCCCUCAUUGCCAUAAAACCCCUCUUGUGCUGGUGAAGUGGCUGCUCUUGCUACCUUGGGAGCAGCAGCGCAGAAUUUGCUGUGAAGUCCACUGACAGUCUUUGUGGAUUUGUUCUCUGCAGUAAGUAAGCAUUCAGCAGGUAUGGUCACGCUAAGGCUGCCUGCUAUAGCUGCAGUUGGGUUUAAGCACAGACUGUAGUCUGGUGUGUCUUAUCACCAGCUUACAGGACCUUUCCUGUGUGAGCUGAGCUCACUUAGCCACACCUCUGGCUACUCUGGGUGAUGGGAGCAUAUUUGCAUUAUGAAAUUAUCAGCAAAAGCACCCUUGUACCCUGUCAGCAAUUCCUCAUGUUUACACAGUUGCAGGUAACCUGGUUCCAAUCCCUGUGUAGACAUGACCUUUGAGUCCAAGACUCAUUCUAGGCAGGGUAUCCCUUGGUGAAGCAUGGACUUUGGCAAAACUUCAUUCUCGACAGCUGUGUUUUACAAUAAAUGGUUAUUGUGAAACUUUGCCACACCCAUGCGCAGGAGAGCAAGACUGAGGGCUGAAAUAGCCUGUCAGUGCUUUACCCUGCCCUGGGGAGGAGGAGUCUCCCUAAGGCACUUGCCCUUGGGAGGGUGUGACGCAUGCUGAGCUGACCAGGAAGGAGGAAAGCUUCUAAAGGUUCUGUGCACAAACCUUACCCGGAAGAGGAACAGCUGCAGGGGCAACUUGGCUUCUGUUUGAACUUCAGAUAAUCCAAGGGGGGGACGUAUUAAAAUGAAGAGCCCUAGGACUUUUGAGGAGCAAACAGAGUGCAUUGUGGAGGCACUUCUCUCUGAUCUCCUAGGGGAAGACGAAUGGUUUGCUUCCCGCAGUCUGGAGACAGACUCUUUUGCUGAGUCACAUGCAGGUUGUACCCCUUUUUCCUGCUCUCUCUCUGCCGUCUUAGAACAUGAAGCUUCUGCUCCUGCAGAGAGCUCAAGUACCUUUGAUUCGGUUAUUAUUGCCAGUCGUCUGCGGAGACUAGGAGACCAAUAUAACGAGGAUCUGGAGCAGCCUGCCCGGCGCGUCAUUGCUGAGAUGGCUAAGGGAAAGGUGGAGGAAUUUGGAGUCAUGGUGGAUUCUCUCAGCAAGAGUUGGAGCAGCCUGAAUCCUGGGCUGGGUUACGAGAGAGCUUUUCUGGCAGUGUCUGUGAAAUUGUUAGCAUACCUUUCCCGGAAAGUUCCAGCUGUGGCCCGUCAAAUCCAGCUUGUGGAGCUGAUUAAUGGGAACCGUGAAGUGAGAGGAUACAUCGAGACCCGUGGUGGCUGGGAGAACUUUGAAAACUGAUGGAAAAGGCUACGCUGCCUCCCAGGGAGUGAAAUGGCAGAUUUCAAUGACUUGACUUAAACUAUUAAACUGUUUUUCUGAAAAUUGUUUUCCCAGCCAUCAGUCUUUCUACUUCCCUCUGCCCCGAAGAUCGAUCCAGUCAGUAAUUGGGACACCUCAACACGGAGCUAUUCUUCCACACCAGAUGUGGCUCUCUUGUUCUUGCACUUAUUCGUUUACAAAUAAUUUGUAGGAUUGAUUUGGUUUCCCUGCAACAUAGGCUGUAAAUGCAACUUUUAAGUGUGAGGACUGACAGCGACACUUUUGUUCUGCCAGCUUUGGUGCUGAACUGCUACCCUGUAACGGCGAAGGGAGAGUGAGCCAGAGAUGGCUGCCUAGUAUCAUGUUGGGAAACAGAACAGCCAAGGAAUUGAGUCCGAGCAAGCCAAAAAGGAGGACAUUGUGAACAAGAAGAAUGCUAUUUAUAGCAGAGCCCACAGAUGUGAGAACUGGUAGCACUGAACCCUCUUGGCCAUCCUACUUCUGUAGCGCUCUAAGAGUUAACAAACUUCUACAAUUAGGGGAAUUGUCUUCUCUAGCUGGCCAUGCUCACUGAAAGCCCAGUGAAACCUCCUCCUGCUACCUCUAGGAGUUGGUAUUAACAGAAAGAGGCACUCACAUACAGUCCCCCAGGAGCUACUGGUAUAUAUGCUCUGCAGUAAAAUCAGUUACACCAAAUCUGUGUCUUAGCCUGUGCCACAUUACACUUGGGUUUGCUGGAGUGAUUCCAUAAGGAUUCAAGGUUUUACAUGAUCCUGCAGUUUGCAGAGGGCUCUUUGGGAUGCUGCUGUUGAAUCAGUUCAUUAUAUGAGUAGGUCAGUGAAACAAGGCCUACAUACCAUAGAGGACUCUGUGGGAGAGCCAGCUCAACCUGGAAUGUCCCACCCCAAACCAUCACUGGGGCGGUCAUAGAGAGAUGGUUCCACCCCACCAGCGGUCCCCUCAGAAGCCAGCUGCUGCUACUCAAGGGAUCUGUGGGGAGUUAUUUGGAAUUCCUCUGUAAACCUACUUCCCUCUCCUCCAGACUCCGCUCUGACACCUGUAUGAAAUCAGUGGGUCAGUGAUGUCUGGGCUGAGAGGCUGAUGAGCACGGUGGCCCAACUUAAUGUAUUUUUAAUAAAAUGAGCAAACGAAUCUGUAUCUAUGCAAACUAUAUGAAUUUGAUUGCAUCCUUUUCCUCCCAUCUGGUCUCAUAUUGUAAGCUGUUCAGGGCAGUGACCACAUCUCCUAUUGUGUGCUUGCACAGUACCCAACACAAGAGGCUCCAAUCCUCUUUUGGGGUCUCUAGGCAAUAGGGUAAUUAUUAAAUACUUAAUUCCAACCUGGAUCUGGGUCUUGUGGGCCCCUCGGAGUGGAAAUCCGGCAGGGUGUGAGCUGGCUUGAGGGAAAGUAGCUGUAUUGCUAGUUGAUUUAAUUAGGGGAUUUGUCCUUACAGCCUCUCAAAUGGAAGAUGUUUGCAACCUGAUUUUUAAAUGGAAAAGUGUGUGUCUCUGUUACUAACACACCCUGGAUCACUGGAAGGGAAGAAUAUAAAAAUCCAGUUUGUCAUUCUUAUGCACUUCAUUUGCUAUCUGCAUUUCUUUCUACUUGGACAAUGGCAUCAGUUUCACUGGCGUACAGGGGCUUAGUGUGGCCAUGUUUGGGUUUCAAACGCUACAGGUCAGUGUUUGUUUUAAAACUGGUGGUUUUUCCCUUAGAAUUUUCACACAUUUCUGUUGCUCUACAGUUACAUGAAGGAUUGCUUUUACAAAAUUUAAAUUUGACAGAAAUGUCUCUUUUGGGGAUAGAGAGGUCUAUAGAGAGGCCACUCAGAAAACCAGGCAAGAGUUCUGCAGAAGUACUCUGAACUGGAUUUGUGACAAAAAUCCAAUAAUUCUGCCAUUUUGUUUAUUUUUUGCAAGUCUGUAACUAACUCUGAAAUCCCCAAAGGCGUUGCUUUGCUGGCUAUCUAUCCAGGGACACUCAGUCUGAGAUUUUCACUACUGGUGCAGAAUCUUUUGAGUGUCUAGGAAGUUUAGGGGGUUUUGCUCCUCUCAUAUCUGGUUCCCAGUUUGAAGUCUUCUCCUUUCUGCCACUGUAGACUCACUCUGGAUGUUUGGGUCUUGUCAGCUGGAGAAGUUUCACUAGGAAGUUGUGUAAGGUGGAGUAGUUUGGCAUAGUAGGAUUUUUUUUUUAAAGGCUAAUGGAGUUGGAGCCCCUUGACCCUGUCUCCUAGCAGUGAUGUCUGGUGGAGCAGGACUAGGUACUCUGGCCUGGAUCUGGGGAAGCCUGGCUGGGAAGGGUGGACCCCAAAUAUACACACAGGCAUUAUCUCCGUCUAGGAACCUUAUGUAGGUUUCAGAUUAAUGUGAUGAACGCACAAGCUACCUGAACCUGUUUUGUGUGCACAGCAUCUGUCAAAUGCAUUUUUAGAACAUAGAGUGCAGCCCACAUGCAAAAGAGAGAGUUAUAAAUGUGACUGGAAACUGGAUUUUGCAUAUUGUCUUUGUUGCUAGAACAGUCUGUGUAUUCGGAGUUUAUCAAGACAUUGCUUCCUGUAUGCUGAAUGGUGUACAGAGAAGUGUGGUCUUUUGGGUGACCUAGUGUGCUGGAGGUGUCAAGAUGUUCUACUGAUAACAGGUCCAGAUGACCGCACUCUCCUGUGCUAGGGGGUAGGCAAUAUCGCAAUGCAGGUGAUGGCCUGGAAAUUAGACUUCACCAAAGCCCAUGCGAGUCUCUCUGACCUUCUCUUGGUGGGAUAAUGGAGGGGGACACUUCAAAGAUUCUGGAAAUGAAGUCUUAAAAAUAAAAUAUUUCAGUUUGUUUUAAUCUUAAAA